Molecule: messenger RNA, 1662 nt
Organism: Dovyalis caffra
Lineage: Eukaryota; Viridiplantae; Streptophyta; Magnoliopsida; Malpighiales; Salicaceae
Source: the annotation of a GenBank genome assembly
AUGGCACUGGCAGAUCUCUGUGUCAGAAAGAGGAACUCGAACACGUCCAAUUAUAUCGACAGAUCCACCAUCUCUGCCAAAGUUGGGCUGCAGAUAUGUUAUGAUUCAAGCCCAUCUCUCAGCGGUUGCAGGGAGCAGGGACAGGGUCACAGGGGUCCCUUGAUUGUAGGAAUGGCCCCAACCUUCAAUGGUUUGACUAGAAAUUCCUCAUCAACUGGCUUGGAAAGUUCAAUUUUUAUAGAUACCCAUUUUAGAGGACCUGAAAAUACUUCUGGAUUUGCUAGCAUUUCAGUUAUUAAAAGAAAGGACAACGAAUCUGAAACUAGUGGGAAAGACAGAGAUGGUGUGAAUGGUAAUUUUACUACGGUACAAGAGAUCAGUGCACCUGUAUCAGAGACUUCAAGUUUUGAAGAGAAGAAGAGUGGAGCAAUUUCAUUGGAGAAAACUGAAGUUCAAAGUAGUGAGAAGAUUGCAGAGGAGACUAGACAAGCUACUUCACAGGAAAAAACUGAAACUCCAAUCAAAGAGGGGAUUGAAAAGAAGAAAAAAGGACCAACUACAGUGACAAAUAUGAAGGCUUCAAGGAAUGAGAGAAUUAAGGCUUCAAGGAAUGAGAGAAUUAAAGAAAAUAAUAUGAGAGAAUGUGAUAUUACAAAAGGGAGGUGGGUCUAUGAUGCGAGCUACCCUCUCUACAGUUCAUGUCCUUCAAUAGACGAAGGCUUUGAUUGUGUUGGCAAUGGGAGAUUGGAUAAAGAUUACAUGAAGUGGAGAUGGCAACCUCAAGACUGCAACAUUCCAAGAUUCAAUGCGACAAAAAUGCUGGAUUUGAUUAGAGGGAAGAGGCUAGUUUUUGUUGGCGAUUCAAUUAACAGGAAUCAAUGGGAAUCCAUGCUGUGUAUGUUAAUGGAAGGAGUUAAAGAUCCUAAGAAGGUGUAUGAGACCCAUGGUAGGAAAAUCACCAAGGAGAAAGGGAAUUAUAGCUUCAAAUUUGUGGACUAUAAAUGUACAGUUGAAUACCAUGUGACGCAUUUCUUGGUUCAUGAAAGUAAAGCAAAAGUAGGAUCCCGGAGAGUGCAGACAUUACGAAUUGAUGCCAUUGAUCAUGGCACAUCAAGAUGGAGAGGAGCUGACGUUUUGAUUUUCAACACUGCACAUUGGUGGUCUCAUUUCAAAACAAAAGCUGGGAUCAACUAUUACCAGGAAGGGAACCAAGUUCAUCCCCAGCUUGAUGUGUCUACAGCUUUCAGAAGAGCUUUGUUGACUUGGGCAUCGUGGGUUGAUAGGCACGUUAAUCCGAGAAAGACUGAAGUUUUCUUUCGAAGUUCGGCGCCUUCUCAUUUCAGGGGCGGACAAUGGAAUUCGGGUGGGCAUUGUAAGGAAGCUACUCAUCCCCUCAAUGAAACUUCAAGUAUUAGCUAUUCUGAGAAGGAUUCCAUUGUAGAAGAUAUUAUCAAGCGCAUGAAAACUCCUGUAACUUUCUUGAAUAUAACUAGUUUCUCUGGAUUUAGGAUAGAUGGUCAUCCAUCUAUAUAUGGCAAAAGACCUAGUAAGCGCUCAAGCAUUCAAGAUUGCAGCCAUUGGUGUCUUCCUGGUGUUCCCGAUACAUGGAAUGAAUUUUUGUAUUUUCACCUGCUGUCUAAGCAAGGCGGUACAUUUCAGUAA